Messenger RNA from Thunnus maccoyii (southern bluefin tuna), 2812 nucleotides. RefSeq names its product zinc finger DHHC-type palmitoyltransferase 3a (gene zdhhc3a). Gene Ontology annotation, cellular component: endoplasmic reticulum; Golgi apparatus. Lineage: Eukaryota; Metazoa; Chordata; Actinopteri; Scombriformes; Scombridae. The transcript has 7 exons. The record is from RefSeq and is a predicted model, not a curated record. The coding region runs from base 184 to 1119 and encodes 311 amino acids. Gene Ontology annotation, molecular function: protein-cysteine S-palmitoyltransferase activity. Gene Ontology annotation, biological process: peptidyl-L-cysteine S-palmitoylation; protein targeting to membrane.
GUGAAGGGGCGGGAGGGGAGGAGGGGGCGCUAUCAAGCAGCAGCGAAAGCGACCGAAGGAUGCUCAUAAUUCAGCAUGCGGUGACUGAGACUGAAGCCUGAAGGCGCAGUGGGUCCGGCAGCAGCAGCAGCAGCAGCAGCAGCAGCAGCAGCAGCAGCAGCAGGCGUCCAGCUUAGAUGAAGGAUGAAGAGCCCGGUGCACAGAUGCAGGGAUGUGGAGCACAGCCGCGGGCAGGCCGGAACCGGGGCAGGAGGCAACUGCCUACAGAACGAACAGCGCAUCCCUAUCUCCAAAGACGUCAUCACUUCCUCCUCUGCCUCCGCCAUGUGGUUCAUCAGGGACGCCUGCGGCAUUGUGUGCGCCGUCAUCACAUGGCUGCUGGUGUUGUACGCCGAGUUUGUGGUGCUGUUUGUAAUGCUGCUGCCCUCCAAGAAUCUGACAUACAGCAUUGUGAACGGGACUCUGUUCAACACCCUGGCCUUCCUUGCCCUUGCCUCACACCUCAGGGCCAUGUGCACUGACCCUGGGGCAGUGCCAAAAGGGAACGCAACAAAGGAAUACAUAGAAAGCCUUCAGCUGAAACCAGGGCAGGUGGUCUACAAGUGUCCCAAGUGCUGCAGUAUCAAGCCUGACCGAGCACAUCACUGCAGUGUUUGCAAACGCUGCAUACGGAAGAUGGACCACCACUGCCCCUGGGUUAACAACUGUGUCGGAGAGAACAACCAAAAGUACUUUGUGCUAUUCACAAUGUAUAUUGCACUCAUCUCUCUCCACUCUCUGGUCAUGGUGGUCUUCCAUUUCCUCUACUGCUUUGAAGAUGAUUGGACGAAGUGCAGUUCCUUCUCUCCUCCAGCAACAGUCAUACUCCUCAUACUCCUGUGCUUUGAGGGUCUCCUCUUCCUCAUCUUCACCUCUGUGAUGUUCGGCACCCAAGUCCACUCCAUCUGUACCGACGAGACCGGCAUAGAGCAGUUGAAAAAGGAAGAGAGAAGAUGGGCUAAAAAAACUAAGUGGAUGAACAUGAGGGCGGUAUUCGGACACCCUUUCUCCUUAUUGUGGUUUAGCCCCUUCUCCACCCCUGACCACGGGAAGGCUGAGACCUACCAGUAUGUGGUGUGAGAGGUGACGCAGGGAACAAGGCGGCCGGGUCAGAACCAAAGUGGGAAGCCCAGCCCAGCCCCCACUGAGCUCAGCUAUGGCAGUCUGUCGCUCCCAGUGCUGAACACGAUUUACUUUGCAUCUCCCACACUAGCCAUGGACAGCUUUUCAUCUGCUUUUUGUGUUGCCAACUAAGUGCGCUAUACGUUUAUUUUUGUGUUGCCUUCAGUAAGUCGAGUUGCAGAGAAAAAGAAACACUUUCAGUUUGUGAUCCUGUUUGCAAACACUGUGAUGAAUCUGUUUUUUUCUGAGCUAUUUCUUCUAUUUUUCUUGUUUGUAUCAGGAAGCUCUUUUCUUGCUCUGUGUUUACUCUUUCUUUUCUUAAAGGGUUAAGGGCAGAUAAAUUACAAAAAAACCCUUCUUAUUCACACUUAUUUUCUCACUUAUAUGUGGUGGUGUCUGGGCAUGCAGGUAGUUCGGUCUUUUGGUGUCCAGGUUUUCGAUAUCUACCCUGAAACCUCUGCUUCCAGCCGAUACAGUAAAUACCCUGUAAAACCAGAAUUAAUGUAAUUACCUCCGUACAGCGACAUCUGAGGAACAUUUAAAUAAGAUGAGUGUGAAAAAAUAAAGACAACCAACCAUAUACUUAUACAUACACAGCAGAAACAUACGUAUCUAUGGAUGACUUUAGUAUAUAGUCCUGUUGUUUUAGACAACUGUAAUUCCAGUUCCACAAACUUGAUUCCUUCCAGCUCUAUCGUACUGUGGUGGCAGAAGUCAUAUUAGAGACACAUAUCUGCAUGGCCAGAUACCACUAGAGGUCUUUUUUGUAAUUUUUGGUGAAUUGACCCUUUAAAUCUUCCUCUUGUCAGACAGUAGUCAGUAGUGUGUUCCAGACGUGGACAAAAUAAACCUUUUUUUUAAAUGGUCUCCACCAGAAUGGUCAGAUUGAGGAAGAACAAUGUAGUCCUCGUAGAAGCCAUUCUGCAAACAGAUCCGUUUAAGGCUGACCCCUUUAAAUGGUGCCAAAUACAGCACGUAAAGGAACAGUUUGCCAUCAUUAUUGUGGCCAUUUAGUCAAUUAAGAUUGUGAAGAUAUUUUAAAUACACACAAGUUGCCAAAAAAGGUAAUGCUGCUUACAGUCAAGUGUUCCUUUUUUUAAAGUGUUGCAUUUGAGCCUUUGAAGUAUCCCUUUGACAAAAUUACUGUACAUGCAAGGCAAAAAGGUUUUGUCAUGUUUUAAAAUACUGAAAUGCCUUCAUGUUGCCCAAGUGUGGAACAUUCUCCCUGAUUCCUCUCUGAUACAUGCUUGACACGAACAAAGCUGUCGUUACAGGAAAGAAAUGUAUUAUAUAUAUAUAUUUUUUUUUUUGCCAAAACAAACUAGAAAGCAGAAUCGGUCCCUAAAUUUGCCAGCGUGUUUCAGCCGUGGCAAAUGCUCAAUGAAGAAGUGAAAUGGUUUCAGUUAGUAUUAUCAUCCACCUCGACUUGUCUUUCAACUAGAAAACAUGUUAGAAUGUAACAUAGUUUCAGGGCCACAACUAAAGAUUAUUUUCAUUAUUGAAUUAUUUGCUGAUUAUUUUCUUGAUUAAUUGAUUCAUCCUCUCGUCUAUGAAAUACCAGAACAUUACCCUGACAUGCCAGAUGGUUUGUUACACAGAACCAUCUGAGAAGUUGUCCUUGGAAACUGUUUGGGGAAAAAGGGCAGGCACU